Oryza sativa Japonica Group (Japanese rice) is the source of this 948-nucleotide messenger RNA. RefSeq lists its product as uncharacterized. NCBI's taxonomy places the organism in Eukaryota, Viridiplantae, Streptophyta, Magnoliopsida, Poales, Poaceae. The record is from RefSeq and is a predicted model, not a curated record.
AGUCCGUAACCAACUGGAGCUCCUCCUCGUCGUCGUCAUCGUCCUCCUCUCCGGCUCGAUCUCCCACCGCGGCGGCGACUCCAGAUCGGCGGCGAAGCCCAGGAUCUCCGGCGAGGGCAGGAGAAUGUCGAGAUAAAGGUGGAGUAGUCGAGUAUCGCGUAAAAGAAAGAGAAAUCUCUCCCCGUCUCGUUGUCUCCUCCGCUCCUCGCGCCGCCGCCAAGACGAGUCGCGGGGGAGGGGCGGCGAUCGAGCAGAGCAGGGGAGGGGAGGGGAUCCUGGGAGGAGUGACCGGAGGGAAUGCAAGACCCAAGAGGUAUGCCACGAGAUGAAUUCGCAACCCCGAAGACGCACAAGAGAAAGGUCGUUUCCCGCCCCUUGCCUCCCAGCCAAAUAAAAGCUGAACCUGAGCUGCUGCGGAGGGAGGUUCCACUCACAUCCGGCAAGACCAAGAAAGCCCCUAAGAUAACCUUCAAGAAUGAACCUCGCCAUUCGGCUCCGCAAUCUGAUUGGGGAACCCCCGAUUCGGUGCCAGAGUUCGGUCCAGCUGAUGAAUACAGAGCGUUACGGAAGAAGUACCUGCUGCUGGAGGAUGAGAACGGUGAGCUGGACAAGCAAUUGAGCCAGGCUGAAGAGGAAGCCAGCGUUCUCGAGGAUGAAAAGUUUGCGCUGCUGGAUCAGCUUGUUGUGUUGGAAGGCCUUGUGGAUCCUUCACAGAUGCAGCCACCGAGAAGGCUGUGAGAUUCUAUGCGUGUUCGUUGCCUGUUCAUAGUCCAAUUAAGUUACCUGUUACUGCUUCCUGCUAGAUAUGUAACCAAUUGUAAUGGAAGAGCAAAGACAUAUUAUAUCGUUUAUUAUGGAAGUUUGAACAUUUAGAGCACUUGUUUGGAGUUCUUUUUGUGCAAUAUGAAAGAGUGCUAUCAGUUUAACUGAAAUUUAAUCGUGGCAAAA